UGACGUCACUUUCCAGAAGUCCCCUUCUCCUUCUUCUUCUUCUUCUUCUUCUUCUUGUUAUCUGGGCGACGGUUCAUCCACAGCGAAGAGGACACAGAAACGCGAAGGAGAGCGACGUACUCUGAGAUUACCGAGACACGUUUAACCGAGCUAAUACAACAUCUAAACACAUUAAAAGCAUGUCCCUGUAUCCAUCCCUCGAGGACCUUAAGGUCGACAAGGUCAUCAAGGCUCAGGCCCAGUUUGCCCAGACGACCACCCCGAUGCCGGCCAUCACUGAGGGAACCUACCAGCCUCAGUUUACCACCGCUGGGAUGUCACAAGCGGGCUUGUACCCAAACCUGGAGGAGCUGGGCGACUACAUGGGGCUGGCCCUCAACAGCGAUGAAGUCCAGAGGAACCUGGCCUUGGUGCCUGUGGCCGAUAACCAAGUUGCGUUGGCCGCGAGCUCAGGGGUCGGCGGGAUGGUGCGGCCGGUGACGGGGUCGGACGUCGGCAUCAGGAGGGCGGAGAUCCGCCCGGGCCUCAGGGAGAUCAUCCUCUGCAAGGACCAGGACAAGAAGGUCGGGCUCCGGCUCAGGGCCGUCGACAACGGAGUGUUUAUCCAGCUGGUGCAGGCCAACUCCCCCGCCGCCCUGGCUGGGCUGCGCUUCGGGGACCAGGUCCUUCAGAUCAACGGGCAGAACUGCGCCGGAUGGAGCGUAGACAAGGCCCACAAGGCCCUGAAGGUCGCCUCCGAGACCCGCAUCGAGCUGGUGGUCAGGGACAGGCCUUUCCAGCGCACCGUCACCAUGCACAAAGACAGCUCAGGACACGUGGGCUUCAUCUACAAGUCCGGCAAAAUCACCUCCCUGGUCAAGGACGGCUCUGCUGCACGUAACGGCCUCCUGACCGAUCAUUACAUCUGUGAAAUCAACGGACAGAACGUCAUCGGACUCAAGGACUCCCAGAUCAAGGACAUUCUGAGCACCUCUCCCAGCGCCAUGACCAUCACCAUCAUGCCCAAGUUCAUCUACGAACACAUGAUCAAGAGGAUGUCCACCGGUCUGCUGAGGUCAGCCAUGGAUCACUCCGUCCCCGAGGUGUGAGGACGAGGACGGCGUUGUCCAGGAUGUCUACAACACAGACUCUGUGUCUGUCUCUUACUCAUAUCUCCAUGUAUCUCUCUGUCUUCAAACCGUCUCCUACGUCACAAUCAUUACCCUUUAACAUGCGAUGCCUUUAUUUUCUAUUCGUCAUUAUAUUCUUUACCUUUUCUACAGGUCCUCGUGUCUGUCGACAUUAGAGCUUAGAACGUACGUUAACCAUGUAGUCUGACAUUACAUGUUUACUUUUUAGUUGUUUUUUUUUGUACUUUGAGAUCAUGGGCAGUACAAACAGCUUGUUGUUGUUGUUGUUAUUAAAAAAGAAAGACAGAAGCCAUGCAUACUAUCACGAGUCCAGAGCUUCCUCCUCAGCGUGGAGAUGAGUCAAUGACCGUUCACCUUUUCAAAAUGCUGUAAAAGUCAGAUUUCAGAUUCAUGACUGCGCCCCCCCCCCCCUUCCCUCCCUCCCCUCCUCUCUAUGUGUAAUCUGAGCAGUAGUUUUAACUCGGCCAGUAGAAAUAAUAGGUUUUAGCUAUUGUUUUUUAGCUUAAAUACAUGUGUUUAUUUUGGCGUUACGCUCACAGUAUUAGUUUUAUUCUCCCGCUUAUUUUUUUUUGAAAACCCUGAUGCAGUUUUCCACCUUCUCCAGGAGAGGGCGCCGUGUCAUUGCAACACAUUUCCAACCAAGUGUGAGUGGAGUGCAGGUAUCGGGGACAUUGUGUACACAUUCCGGAGGUGGGAGGGGGGGAAGGAGCUGGAGAUUUUUUUUUUUUGUUUCCCACGAUGAAGCAGGCUGCGCUCGGCCUCCACGCUCCGUCACCGUGGGGGGGGUGGGGGCGGGGGGGCGGCUGGUAUUCUGUCUGGAGGGGUCUGUUCUGGGCCGACCCACUAAGUGCACUUUCCAUUAUCUUUAUAUAAGAGCUCGUCUUUCCUGUAUCCAUUUCAGAAAUUUAACAUUUCUUAUGGUUUUUUUUUUUGUUUGUUUUUUCUUUUUUCUUCUAAUUGUUGUGUUUGUGCCGCUUCACGUUAUCAGAAGAGAAAACAAACUCAGAUUUUUUCAUGGUUUUAGGUGAACUUGCUGUCCUCUUAUAGUCCCCGCCCCCCCCCAACUCAACCCCAACCCCCCCGUGCUCUGUUAUAAUUAAUCCUUCCUUUCACCCAUGAGCACAGUGAGUAAAAAGCUCACUAGUUUGUGAAUUUCUACUUGUUAUAUAUAUAUAAAUAUAUAUAUAUAUAAAAAAAAGAUAAUUCUCCUUUCAAUGCUGUUCAUGUUCGGAUGCAUGUAUUCCUUUAAUUUUCUAGGUAUGCAAUCUGAUAAACAUCGCUGUCAUUCUGUACAAAAGUAAAAUUCAAAAUAAAAUGCUAGGGAAGCCUAAAGGUUUAUAUACGAAUGUAACCGAGAUAAUAUUGUAAAACGAAUAAAAAAGUCUUUUUCUGUUCACAUAAA
Messenger RNA from Mugil cephalus (flathead mullet), 2532 nucleotides. It is a transcript of the gene sdcbp2, whose product is annotated as syndecan binding protein (syntenin) 2. NCBI's taxonomy places the organism in Eukaryota, Metazoa, Chordata, Actinopteri, Mugiliformes, Mugilidae. Gene Ontology annotation, cellular component: plasma membrane; cytoplasm. Bases 180 to 1088 code for a protein of 302 amino acids. Gene Ontology annotation, molecular function: protein binding. The transcript is spliced from 9 exons. The record is from RefSeq and is a predicted model, not a curated record.